Molecule: messenger RNA, 1862 nt
Organism: Acaromyces ingoldii
Lineage: Eukaryota; Fungi; Basidiomycota; Exobasidiomycetes; Exobasidiales; Cryptobasidiaceae
Exons: 1
Coding region: 147-1709 (520 amino acids)
Biological process (GO): actin cortical patch localization; endocytosis; actin filament organization
Cellular component (GO): actin cortical patch
Molecular function (GO): ubiquitin binding; phosphatidylinositol binding
Source: RefSeq, a predicted model, not a curated record
GCUGGCUGUGCGCUACGCAGGCCCAGGCAUGGGACUGGGGCUAUCUUCUGCACCUGUGCGACUCCCUCUCGCACUCGGAGGCGUCGUCCAAGGAGGCUGCCCGUGCCCUGCGAAAGGAGUUCAAGUACGGCGAGGAGAAGCCGCGCAUGCGGGCCAUCAAGGUGUGGGCUGUCCUGUGCCUCAAUGCCAGCGACCGCUUCAAGCUGCAGGUGGCCCAGAAGCGCUUCCUCGAGGUGUGCGAAGAGAUGGCGACGAGCAGCAAGACGCCGCCGGCCGUCAAGGACAUGAUGUUCGACGUCUGGAGCAUGCUUGCCUACCUCUUCAAGAGCGAUGUCGAGCUGCAGUCCAUCACGAGGUCGUACAACAAGGUACGGCCUGAUGGAUGGCCCCUCGAUGGUCGCCCGCUAGACCCCGAUCAUCCCGUCUUUAACCCUGCGUCAACUUCUUUGUAUCAGCCAAACCAAGCAAGACCGUCCGACUUCCAGCGGGGUGAGCUGGCCCCAGGAGUGCAUGCGUCGCCGAUUCCGUCAUCUCAUGGGCACGAUCGCCUGAUCCGGGCACCGGAUGGCACCAUGGUGAAUGCGCCUGUUCGUGGCGUUGGCGGUGGCGGCGACGAUGGCUUCGCGGGUAACAACGACGCAAGGGAUUACGAGUGGGAGAUGGAGCAGGAGAGGGAGAGGGAGAGAGAGUGGGAGCGGGAACGGGAGCGGGAGAGGGAAGAAGCAGCGAGAAACGCGCGCGAGCAGUGCGACGACGCUCGGCGGAGCGCACAGCUCCUGGCUGAGUCCCUCGUCAACCAUGGCCUGCACAGCGAGGAGCUGGCUGUGCUUUCUGCGCGGGCUCAGGAGGCUCAAAAUGCCAUUCUCGGCCUGCUUCCGUGGGUGUCUGCUGCCGCGGAGCGGUCGAGGGACGCUCUUGUAGAGCAGCAUCGAUCUGAGGCAGCCGAGGGGAGGCAGCACGUCGCGGUGGACAAGACGCGCGACGAGCUGCUCCUCGACGACGUCCUCGAUGCUCACGAGAAGCUGUCGACGGCAAGCGGCAUGGUUGAGGAUGCGCGCAACAAGGCGAGGGAAGACGACGAGGAGCGAAGGGUGCUCGACCAGAGCAUGCGCGAGCAGAGGAUGGACCGGAGCAACCUUGUGCAGGACCCCGCCACGGGACAGUACUACUCGCUGAGCCAAGGCGAGGGCGCUCACUACUCGUCGUCGACGAAUGCGGGUGCUGCUUCUGUCCAGGGCCCGACUCCUCCCGCUCGCCGCUCGCAGCAGCAGCAGCAGCAGCAGCAGCAGCAAGCGGCACCACUCGAUGUGUCCAGAGCUUCGACGCAUGUACGCGCGCCCUCGUCGACCUCGCAUCUGAGCCACACCACAGCGCGCGAGGGCAAUAUCGAAGAUCAGGCGCUGCAGCAGUCCCGGUUGACGCGAGGACCGCGCCCGCUCCCAAGUGUUGACAAUCUCACGAGCUCGUUCGCCUCAGGUGUGCCCCUACAUCUCCAGACGAGCUCAAGCAACGGCGCCUCUGCGCCCCCAUCGAGCUUCUCCGCGCCACAUGCUUCGUCUGCCCACGGCCACGCCAACGUCGCCGGCGCGAAUGCCAGUCCAAACAAGGACGACAACGAGAGCGUCAUCUUGACGCCCAUCGAGCCGAGCGAAAAGGCUCUUGGGAAGCGAAGAGCCGUGUCCGUGGAUGAGGGUGAGUGUGCGCGUUGACACAGCAUGUGAAAUGACCCUGACAGGUACCGCUCAGAUACACUCGCCGUUCCCAAUGGGCUGGGGCAGCAGGGAGCGACGCUGGCCGCCCAGGCACAAGCGAUGCAGCUCUCCUCGAGCAACAUGUCCAGCCAGACGCAGACGGACGAGCGC